CCAGGCAGCUGCGGCUGGCGACCUCCACGGGGAAGGUCGAGGACCUCGGGGCCGCCAGGCGCCCCCAGGCGCGGCAAGCCGCCGGGCAAGCCGUCCUGGCUACGGGGUCAAGUUCAUCCAGUGACGACGACGGCAAGCCACACCUGCGGAGGAGACGGAAGUUCGCUGUCACGCCAAGCACCGACGAGGUGAAGGUCCAGGGCUCCGCGAACGAGUGGGCCGCCAUGGAGGAUAGCAGCAGCGAGGACAAGGAGUCGCCCAACACCAUCGUCAGCGCCCGCCACGAGCGCUACAAGCGGUUGGCGCAGGAGCUCGAGGCGAAUCAGCCCACCGUGAGCAAAGAGGGGACGGGGCGCGCGCGCGCGAUCGCGGGGCGGCGGAUGACGGAGAGCGCGUGAAUCGUCGCGAUCCGCCAGUCGGGAG
Molecule: messenger RNA, 423 nt
Organism: Prorocentrum cordatum
Lineage: Eukaryota; Dinophyceae; Prorocentrales; Prorocentraceae
Source: the annotation of a GenBank genome assembly